CUUGACGUUAACGAAACGAAGAAAAAACCCCCACAGCUUGUCGCGUUACCGAUAAACCGCAAAAAAAUGACCUCUGUCCCGACGUUCCGACCGUUACAAAGCGCUGACACUGGAGACUCCUUCCAUACACGUUACAUAAACGUCUCCUCACUUCAAGAACAGUUCACCGUAUUCUCGUUUUUUAAUCCGUUUAUCUCCAACGUCCGGCGUACGAGUCCGCGUGAGCGAGCUGUUGCUAUAGAAACGGUAACGUAUUAGAACGAGAGCGCUAAUAUAAACCUGCGCUACUCUCCGAGCUGCUGUUAGAGAGAAUGAAUCGACAACCUUCUGACCAAUCGCCACCCAGAACUCAACAGCUGCUUUGGUUCGAACAUGUCAUCGUUUCUAUAGAAACAAAAACGAACACCGGGACGUGUACGGUACACCGGGACUCGCGCGAGACUGGAACUAACUUCUUUUCAGGGAUGUUCCACAACGUUUCUACCCGGUCGUUUCUUGCGUCUUGGAUAUCCGGGUUCUCUCAAGCCUUCAAGCUGAUUAAAAACGCUACACCUACAGGAAAUUGUAACAACAACAGUCGCUCUGAAAUCGCUCUGCACGUCUCACCUCGAACCGUCCACCGGCGUUUGCUUUCGCACAUCAGACCUGACGUUGAUUGGACAGCCUGGCUGGGCUGAUGGUGCAAUUUCAGCAAAUCCAUGCGCGUAAUAGACGGCGAUUACCGGAGCGUCUCGGAGCUGAGGGGAUUAUAGAUGGCUAACGCGAACACAGUGACACACUGACAGACCUGUUCACGUGGUCUUGCAUCAACUGAAAGAAUGGUAAGUGAGAAAUAAACCGAACAAAGUGGGAACGGAAUUCGGAGAAGCCUGGCCAAAAUAGAGAAACGGAAGACGUAAAGAUUCAACAGCGGUCCGUAAACGUUCCUUUACGUCUGAAAGGCAAUCUGAAAUCCAGACAGAGUCUCAGCGUCGGAUUUAAACUUCCGGAAGCAGAAGUCUUCAAGUCUGAAGAAGCACAAGGCUUAUAACUAAUGGGUUUGUAGUGCAUGUAGAAGUAAUUUCCUACAAAACAGAGAAGACUGUAAUACAGUAAUGGAGUACUGUCAUUCAUGUAAUACAGUAAAGCCCAAUAGAGCUCUUAUAGAAGGCUUAUGGAAAUCUUAUGGCGGUCUUAUGGAAGACUUAUGGAGGUCUUAUGGAAGGCUUAUGGAGGUCUCAUGGAAGUCUUAUGGAGGUCUUAUGGAGGUCUUAUGGAAGUCUUAUGGAGGUCUUAUGGAGGUCUUAUGGAAGUCUUAUGGAAGGCUUAUGGAGGUCUUAUGGAAGACUUAUGGAGGUCUCAUGGAAGUCUUAUGGAGGUCUUAUGGAGGUCUUAUGGAAGUCUUAUGGAAGGCUUAUGGAGGUCUUAUGGAAGGCUUAUGGAAGGCAUAUGGAGGUCUUAUGGCAGUCUUAUGGCAGUCUUAUCGAAGGCAUAUGGAGGUCUUAUGGAAGUCUUAUGGCAGUCUUAUGGAAGGCAUAUGGAGGUCUUAUGGAAGGCUUAUGGAAGGCAUAUGGAGGUCUUAUGGCAGUCUUAUCGAAGGCAUAUGGAGGUCUUAUGGAAGUCUUAUGGCAGUCUUAUGGAAGGCAUAUGGAGGUCUUAUGGAAGGCUUAUGGAAGGCAUAUGGAGGUCUUAUGGCAGUCUUAUGGCAGUCUUAUGGAAGGCUUAUGGAGGGCUUAUGGCAGUCUUAUGGAAGGCUUAUGGAGGGCUUAUGGAGGGCUUAUGGAGGUCUUAUGGCAGUCUUAUGGAAGGCAUAUGGAGGUCUUAUGGCAGUCUUAUGGCAGUCUUAUGGAGGUCUUAUGGAGGUCUUAUGGAGGUCUUAUGGCAGUCUUAUGGAAGGCUUAUGGAGGGCUUAUGGAGGUCUUAUGGAGGUCUUAUGGCAGUCUUAUGGAAGGCAUAUGGAGGUCUUAUGGCAGUCUUAUGGCAGUCUUAUGGAGGUCUUAUGGAGGUCUUAUGGAGGUCUUAUGGCAGUCUUAUGGAAGGCUUAUGGAAGGCAUAUGGAAGGCUUAUGGAGGGCUUAUGGAGGUCUUAUGGCAGUCUUAUGGAAGGCAUAUGGAGGUCUUAUGGCAGUCUUAUGGAGGUCUUAUGGAGGUCUUAUGGCAGUCUUAUUUAGUAAUGAGUCUGAAUUUAAGAUAUUUCAUUCACAAAUAUCUUGCAGAAUUUUGUGGACAUUUCCCAACAUUAAAUGGACCUAUAAAUGUAUGAAACCCGUCGCUGAUUAUUUUCCUGCUAUAUCAGCACGACACUGUCGUGUUUCAUUCCUUACUUGGAAUAACAAUGUCUUCCUGCCUAUUCAUAAACCUGAAGCACGUGGUGCUAUUUAUGAACUAAAAUAACUAUUUAAAGAUUUCUAUUUCAUUGGACAAAUGAAAUGUUUACGCAGUCAGUUUUCUCGAGUCUGGGUUCGGUUCCUGUCAGAACACUCCCAAAAAUUCCGACUUGGGAUUCACUGCCUGAGGUCGAAACGUGAAGGUUUUUUUUCCCCCUCAAUCAGAAGGUGGGAAUUGCGAUUAUUCCCGUAUGACGUGAACGCAGCAUUAGCAUAACUGAAAGCUGUGUGGUCCCGUGAGAACGCGGUGUCGCUUGGGAUGAGACACGGUUGAAAGGGGCCCUGCUUUUUUUGGUCCGGGGUCAUUAAGGGACUCUGGGAUAGUCGCUUCAAUGAUUCCCCCUGCAGGGAGACUGAAAAGAAUUGAACCAAACCGUUCGAUCGUAGACCAAAUCAAGAAUCUUCCAAAUAAACACACAUUCUUUUCAUCUGAAUUUCCUAUUCAUUCUCGACAAGGUACGACUCUUACAACCCGGUUUACUCAAGGGCUUUACAACCAGCGCGUGAUUGUGUACGGAUUCGUACAGCGGAUUUUGGGUUCUUCCGUUGGGUACCGUUCUUUAGAAACACACCCGAGCCCUGAAAGAGUUUGAUCUAAUGCGAAGAAAAGCUAAACGUCAUGAUUUUUGUCCUUUCUUUUCUUCUUCUCUUUUGUAGAGAACCUUACGUAUGUAAAGUUUUUUUUUUUUUUUCGCGUGCGGUUUCGUUUUCUUGGAUUCGUCGAAGCCGAGCUAGCGGUGCGGUGGAAUGUAGACAAGUUCGGAGACAAAUCCACUAUUAAUGCACAUUCAGAAAGCGCCUUCUCGCUCUUAAAGCACGUCUGACUUCAAUGCCGUCUCCCUGACAACCAUAUCCCUCCUUCGACCCCUGACCUUUGACCCUUCACGGUGCAUAAUCGAACGAAGAAGCUGCGAAUGAGUCCGGUGGGGGGGCAGACGAGGUCAUGUCACGGCACACACAAAUGAAGACCAUUGUGAUGGCGAUAAUGAUCAUUGAGCUGAGCAGGAAACGGCGCACACACACACACACACACACACACACACACACACACACUGAAAAUGUCUUCAUGAUAAAUGAGUUUCUGUGCAGCACAAUGGAAGAGGAGAACGGCAGGUAGGAACACGCAAACAGAGUGAGAGUGACGGAUGGAUUGAAACGGAAUUAAAAGACGGUUAGAAUAUGGUGUGAACAAACGAAUCGCCUCCCGUGAGUCGACUCAUCGAAUCUUAAGCAGGCUCUUAACAGUUCCGUAACACGGAGAUGUUUAAAGUAGCUCUGAACUUAAGGACGUGAUGUUUGACCUGUAAGUGCUUGGGCACAGAGUUCACACACUGGUCAUUUAAUAAUGUCUUAGUCGCACAGCUAAACACUUCACACACACACACACACACACCAGGAAAUCCCUGCGCUUACCCAUAAACUCCUACAUAGUAUCUGUAGUAUCGAUAUUUGAAUAGAUUCUGUACUGUAAGAAAGGAAUAAAACACUGUGUUGUGCUGCUUUAGGAAAAUAAUCAACAAAGGAGUGGUGUGAUGAAGCAGAGUCACUGUCACCACCCUUAAGGAUUCAUUAUUUUCCCAUGACAGCACGUCCUGCCGUGUUUUAUUCCCCUUAUAUCACAGCGAUUUCCCCACGGUUGCAACGUUUUACUAAAAAGCGACUUUUUAUCCGUUUAUAGUUACAUUUACUGUUGGGGAACGUCUACAAAACACGUUCGUUCCUCUUCUUACUUACGUCGUAGCAGCUAUAAAUGUACUGUCGCUCCCUCCCCGGCUUCUCUUUAUUCUUUUUCUUGAAGUUAUUCUUGAAGCACUGACACUGGAGACUCCUUCCUUCCAUGAUAAAUAAACAAACGGCGAUUAGAAAACGUCACCGCGUCGACGGUCACGCCGGUUUGUUACGCGCGUCCGACGCACGACCGGCGGCGAUGUGUUAGCAUGAGUGCAUUAAUAACGUUAAAAACGUUUACCGAUCUGCGGUUGAAUCGAAUUACAGCCGACAUUUUGGAAUGUUUCGGAGACUUGGAGCGCCUCAUCCUUCAACGUCCUCGUGCUAUUCCCGAGCUGUUAAACCUCACAAUGAGGUCGUUGUCUCAUACAGGAAGCCGGUCUUUCGCUGACUCACCUCUUUGCCAAACAGGACCACAGAUCAGCAGUGUUAGGAAUGAGUGCUGUGAGUGAGUCAGGAGCAGAGUCGCUUGGCCUUCAGUGUGUAAUCACCUGAUCAAUGCCCUGUUUAUUACGGACACAGUGGGGCAACAGAGAGACUUCUGUGUCCGGACGCGCUGCGGUGCGGUGUACGGACACAUAGAGCAGGUUUCUGACGCGUGCGCUUUGUUUGAGUACUAACAAGAAAACACACCAAUACUCCAUUAAGUGCUGGCAUGCGUCUGUGCAGCAGCGUUAAAGGAAUACUCCAGCGUGUGUGUGUGUGUGUGUGUGUGUGUGUGUGUGUGUGUGUGUUUCCUUGAACUGAGGGGAAAAACCCCCGUUUACUUCAAGCUCACGCGUAAUGGAAGUCUAAGUUCAGUUGUUAAAUGGUUUGUUUUUUUGCAAAACAUUUUUGUCCACUGUCAUGAGUUCCUUAGCACUUUUUUUUUUUGUGGUAAAUUUAGGACUGGUAUCCCUAAUUUAGGACUGGUAUCCCUAAUAACGAUGAUAAUUAUAAUUAUGAGAUAGCGGGUCAUAAUUCCGAGAUGCUGUCCUCAUAAUUUUCGAGAUACUAAGCCGUGAUUUUUAGAUAACAGGUCAACAUUUUCAGUUAACAGAAUAGACUUCGUAACUCGAAAUGAACACUCAGUAUCUCAGAAUGAUGACUUUAAUUAUCUCAUAAUUAUGACUUCGUAUCUCAAAAUGAUUACUGAUGAUCUCAAUGAUGAUAGUAUCUUGAAAGGAUGAAUUGUCUCGUAAUUAUGACUUAGUAUCUCAAAAUGUUGAAUUAUCUCAACUUUGUGACUUAUAGUAUCACGAAAUUAUGGCUUGUUUUAAUUAUGAUUUAGUAUCUCGUAACGAUGAAUUAUCUCAUAAUCAUGACUUAAUAUCUCGUAUUGAUUAACUAUCUCAAUUAUUAAAAUAUCUCAUAAUGAUGAAUUAUCUCAUAAUUAUGACUUGUUUUAAUUAUGAUUUAGUAUCUCGUAAUGAUGAAUUAUCUCAAUUAAUUCAAUAUCUCAUAAUGAUGAAUUAUCUCAUAAUUAUGACUUGUUUUAAUUAUGAUUUAGUAUCUCGUAAUGAUGAAUUAUCUCAAUUAAUUCAAUAUCUCAUAAUGAUGAAUUAUCUCAUAAUUAUGACUUGUUUUAAUGAUGACGAUAUCUUGUAAUGAUGAAUUCUCAUAAUCAUGACUUACAGUAUCAUGAAAUUGACUUGUUUUAAUUAUGAUUUAGUAUCUCGUAAUGAUGAAUUAUCUCAGUUAUUACAAUAUCUCGUAAUGAUGACUUCUCUCAUAAUCAUGACUUAAUAUCUCAUUGAUUAACUAUCUCAAUUAUUAAAAUAUCUCAUAAUGGUGAAUUAUCUCAUAAUUAUGACUUGUUUUAAUUAUGAUUUAGUAUCUCGUAAUGAUGAAUUCUCAAUUAUUACAAUAUCUCGUAACGAUGACUUAUCUCAUAAUUAUGACUUGUUUUAAUGAUGACAAUAUCUUGUAAUGAUGAAUUCUCAUAAUCAUGACUUAUAGUAUCAUGAAAUUAUGACUUGUUUUAAUUAUGAUUUAGUAUCUCGUAAUGAUGAAUUAUCUCACUUAUUACAAUAUCUCAUAACGAUGACUUAUCUCAUAAUCAUGACUUAAUAUCUCGUAUUGAUGAUCUCAAUUACUAUAAUAUCUCGUAAUGAUGA
Molecule: messenger RNA, 6189 nt
Organism: Ictalurus furcatus (blue catfish)
Lineage: Eukaryota; Metazoa; Chordata; Actinopteri; Siluriformes; Ictaluridae
Exons: 2
Coding region: 1154-2149 (331 amino acids)
Source: RefSeq, a predicted model, not a curated record